Acaulospora colombiana is the source of this 621-nucleotide messenger RNA. The record is from the annotation of a GenBank genome assembly. Lineage: Eukaryota; Fungi; Glomeromycota; Glomeromycetes; Diversisporales; Acaulosporaceae.
AUGACACGGGAAGUAUUUUCAAGUGGCGAACUCUGGGAGAUCACCUUGAUAUGGAAGGAAAUAAAUAAAAUGAAGAAGUGCACAGGAACGAGUAAAGCUAAUCCAGAGAAGUUAUGUGAUAAAAAGAGAGAAGAGCCCUCCACCAGACGAGAAUAUGGCCGAGAGGAACUUGCCUCAAGGCAACCGUACUAUGGAGAAGAGCCCUCUGCCCGAUAUAAUAUAAUAGCCGUGAAGGGUAAUAAGUGGCAAGACAAGCCUAAGUCUAUGGUGCAAACUGAGGACUCGUCCAAUAAUGAUGGCAUCAAAGACGACGGUAGUCCACCUAUGUCCGUGAUGCAAAAUAGGGAGUCGUAUAUGCCUAGGAUGAGGCGAAAGAGAAAAAGAUUAGUGAUCUUACAAUAUAAUGUAAUAGCCGUGAAGGGUAACAAGUGGCAAGACAAGCCUAAGUCUAUGGUGCAAACUGAGGACUCAUCCAAUGAUAACAGUAUCAAAGACAAUGGUAGUCCGCCUAUGUCCGUGAUGCAAGAUGGGAAGUCGUAUGUGUCUAGGAUGGAGCGAAAGAGAAAAAGAUUAGUGAUCUUACAAUAUAGUGUAAUAGCCGUGAAGGCAAGACAAGCCUAA